Aspergillus candidus is the source of this 1942-nucleotide messenger RNA. RefSeq names its product protein disulfide isomerase PDI1 (gene pdiA). The record is from RefSeq and is a predicted model, not a curated record. Gene Ontology annotation, cellular component: endoplasmic reticulum. Gene Ontology annotation, biological process: response to endoplasmic reticulum stress; protein folding. The transcript has 4 exons. NCBI's taxonomy places the organism in Eukaryota, Fungi, Ascomycota, Eurotiomycetes, Eurotiales, Aspergillaceae. The coding region runs from base 287 to 1822 and encodes 511 amino acids. Gene Ontology annotation, molecular function: protein disulfide isomerase activity.
CCCGGAGCCAAAAGAGCCAGUGAGGAGACGCUAGAGCAGCUGACUGUAGAAAGAACAAACUGUCCUCAACUCCGCUGCAUGGCUGGCUCACCACCUACUUAAUUAACGGAGCUUCUUCCUCUUCUACUCCUGCUCCUCUUUUUCACUUUUCUGCUCCACUCCAUCCUAACACAUCUCUAGAACCUUGGUGAGGACGGGUGAAUUCAUUUGUAUUCUAUCCACUUUGUUUAGCUUUCUUCCCUCUUUCUGUACACCGUCCGAGGUUUUCUAAGCCGGACAGAACACAAUGCGGUCUGUCGCGCCUUUUCUCCUCAGCCUGCUGAGCGCCACUGCGGUGGUCUCGGCUGCUGAUGACCAGCCCGAGGUCAAGUCGGAUGUGGUUUCUCUCACCAAGGACAACUUCGACGAGUUCAUCAAGGAGCAUGACUUGGUCCUGGCCGAGUUCUACGCUCCCUGGUGCGGUCAUUGCAAGGCUCUGGCCCCCAAGUACGAGGAAGCUGCUACUCAGCUGAAGGAGAAGGACAUCGCGCUGGUCAAGGUCGACUGCACCGAGGAGGAGGAAGUGUGCCGUGGCCAGGGUGUCGAGGGCUAUCCCACCCUGAAGAUCUUCCGUGGUCUUGAUGAUGUGAAGCCCUACCAGGGUGCCCGCCAGGCGGAUGCGCUCGUGUCGUACAUGGUCAAGCAGUCCCUCCCCGCGGUUUCGACCGUUACCGAAGACAACCUGGAAGAGGUCAAGACGAUGGAUAAGAUUGUGGUCAUUGGCUACAUCGACUCCGACGAUAAGAGCAGCAACGAGGCGUUCACAUCCUUUGCCGAGUCCCAGAGGGAUAAGUACCUCUUCGCGUCGACCAGUGAUGCCGCCAUCGCCAAGGCUGAGGGUGUUAAGCAGCCCUCUCUGGUUCUGUACAAGGAUUUCGAUGAGAAGAAGGCCAUCUACAAGGGUGAUCUGGAACAGGACGCUAUCUUCGACUGGGUGAAGACCGCCAGCACUCCUCUUGUUGGUGAGCUCGGCCCCGAAACCUACUCCGACUACAUCACUGCCGGCAUUCCUUUGGCCUACAUCUUCGCCGAGACCCAGGAGGAGCGUGAGAAGUACGCCGAGGACUUCAAGGCCAUCGCCGAGAAGCACAAGGGUGCCAUCAACAUUGCCACCAUUGACGCCAAGAUGUUCGGUGCCCACGCCGGCAACCUCAACCUCGACCCCGAAAGGUUCCCUGCCUUUGCCAUCCAGGACCCCGAGAAGAACGCCAAGUACCCCUACGACCAGUCCAAGGAGAUCAAGGCCAAGGAUGUUGGCAAGUUCAUCCAGAACGUUCUCGAUGGCAAGGUUGAGCCCAGCAUCAAGUCGGAGCCUAUCCCUGAGACCCAGGAGGGCCCUACGACCGUCGUCGUGGCGCACUCGUACCAGGACCUCGUCAUCAACAAUGACAAGGACGUUCUGCUCGAGUUCUAUGCCCCGUGGUGCGGCCACUGCAAGGCUCUCGCUCCCAAGUACGACGAGCUUGCCACCCUCUACGCUGACUUCCCCGAGGUCACUAUCGCCAAGAUCGAUGCGACCGCCAACGACGUCCCGGAUUCCAUCACCGGGUUCCCCACCAUCAAGCUCUACCCCGCCGGCAGCAAGGACUCGCCGGUUGAGUACUCUGGCGCUCGCACCCCCGAGGCCCUUGCCGACUUCAUCAAGGAGAACGGCAAGCACCAGGUUGACGCCCAGGCCGCUGCCGAGAAGAAGGCAGAGGAGGGUGGUGAGGAUGCGGCCGAGAGUUCGUCUGCCUCGAGCAGCGAAGCUCCCGCCGCUACCGGCGACCAUGACGAGCUUUAAACGCUUGAUCACGAUGAUGAAAUCUAGUUCCUGAAUGAUACUGUAAACUAUCGUUUUACCGCAUUGCCCUUGUUUGUCCCACACGUGUAUCUGUCUUGAGUCAAGUCAGUCGUAGUCAAU